UUAAAAAAUAUUAAUUAUAAUUUUCAGACGAUUUACAAAAAUAUGACGAAAUAUUUACAAAAAUGAACACAAAUGAGCUAAAAAUUCGAAUUCCGAAAACCACAAAAGUAGAAAGAACGGGAAAAUAUGAUAGAAUACAAGAGCUUUGUUCAUGUGAAGAAACACCUUACAAUACCGGUGAUCAAAUACAAUUCGAAUUACCGAAAGAAUCACGAUAUCCUGAUCAGGGUCCAAAUACAUAUUCAUCGAAUUUAAAAUACACAUAUAAAGGUUACAAUAGAAACAAUGACUAUAGAGACAGAAAAAUAAUAAAUGUAACUCCAUCCAACUGUCCUAUUCCUAUAAACAUGGAAAAGUCAGUUCAUCCCCAAAAAGACGUUUUCAUUUUAAAGAUAGGUAAAAAAUUAGAAACGAAAGACAAAAAAACUGACUUAGAAAUAGAACUCGUAACCCCGAAAGUACCGAAUGAAAACCAAAUCAAAACAAUUGAAAAUAACCAUACAUCUCAGCAGUGUAGUUCUGGUAACUUACAUUCAAAAGACCAAUCGAAAUCAGAAAAGAAGAAGGACAAGAAAAAAGUGAAAAAGAGCAAAUCUAACCUGACAAGUAAAAAUGCCAAGGGAAAGGGCUUAAAAUCAAACAAGAGUAAAAAAUAGAAACAAAUAUAACACAUAUAAUUCUCAAAUUAAAACCUACUUGCCAAGAAAUAUAAGACUUAAAAUGUUUUGGUUUUUUAGUUCAUAUAUAACAUUUAUAAACACUUAAAGUAAUUGUUUAAUUAAAUCGCUUGUGGUAUUAUAAUG
Molecule: messenger RNA, 803 nt
Organism: Melitaea cinxia (Glanville fritillary)
Lineage: Eukaryota; Metazoa; Arthropoda; Insecta; Lepidoptera; Nymphalidae
Exons: 1
Coding region: 63-656 (197 amino acids)
Source: RefSeq, a predicted model, not a curated record